CACGGUUAUGUAUAAACAACCUCCAUGUUCUGGUACAACCGACGGCACCUCGGUCCACCUGAGGAGCUCUCUGCGCCGUCCGAGUGAAAACCACCUGAAGGUUGUAGAAUUGGAGCCAUGUUUGUGGACUGACGGCCUGAAGAAGGACUUGUUGAAGAGAUGAGUGGGAGGCUGGAGGAGAGGAGGCUCGGUGGAUGCUGAGGAGAAGCUGGACUCAUCUUCAUCCUCCCAUCUUCAUCCCACAGAAGAUUAGAUGGCGUUCAUGUCCCGGUUCUCUCGGUCCCGGAGCAGCUCCAGGUCUCCGAGCAGAAAAGAGUCGGAGCGAGGAUCUCCAACCCUGACGGUGUCGGAGCUGGAGAGGCUCCUGUACGCGGGUAAAACCGCCUGUAACCACGCCGACGAAGUGUGGCCACGCCUCUACAUCGGAGACCAAAACAUUGCAUCAGAUCGGCGGGAGCUGGCCCGGCUCGGCAUCACACACAUCCUGAACUGUGCGCAGAGUAAGUGGCGUGGCGGAGCCGAGUAUUAUGCAGGAAUGAACAUCACGUAUCACGGGAUAGAGGCUCACGACUCCCCGACCUUCGACAUGAGCGUCAAUUUUUAUCCUGCUGCAGAGUUCAUUCACAAAGCCCUCUCCAGUGGAGGUAAGGUUCUGGUCCACUGCACUGUGGGAGUGAGCCGCUCAGCCACCCUGGUUCUGGCCUACCUGAUGAUCCGACAGAACCUGACCCUGGUGGAUGCCAUCAAAACCGUCAAAGACCACCGAGGCGUCGUCCCCAACCGGGGUUUCCUUCGCCAGCUCAGCGGCCUGGACAGCAUCCUGAGAGAGAGCCGCAAGACUUCAGAGCUGAAAACACCCUGAAGUUCAUCAACUGGACCAAAGUUAGAGCCACUGGAUCCGAGUGGUACCAGGUGGUUCAUCUGAUCAGUCUUUACCAGGUGAGACAGCAGGACAUCUCCAGUGAAAACAUUCACGUGGACAAUGAUUCUAACGGUCUGUACCAAACAGUGACCCUGCUAGAAACAGGUACCAGACCUGAUGGUUUGAGGUGUCAUCAGGUCCAGGUUUCCUCUAUAAGCUGCAGGUAAACAUGGGACCUGUUUUCAGUUCUGGGUCUAUAAACAACACGUGUAGCCGAGCUUUCAGCUCCAGCCCAAAUAUUCACUAAGACCAGGAUUCAAUGACAAAUCAGGUGGUCUUCAUUUCUUUUGACCCAUGGCUCAGUUCUGGAGUCCACUGCCUUGGUUCUACCUGGACCUCUAAAUACCAUGUGGCUCUGCAGGACUUUCCAAAUCACAACAAGCUCAAACAUGUUUGUCUGGUAUUUGUGACCACAGCAGUCAAAGUUUCUGCAACGUUCAGGAACUUCUAGACCAAAUCUAAACCAGCGUAAAGUAGCUCAUAUUCUCAGAUGUAAUUACACAGUUAUUACCUGUGAGUAGAAACAUGGUGCAUAAACACAGUUUAGUGUUGAAUCAGCCUGUGGUUUUAAUGCAGAGUAUUAAACCAACCACAGCUUUUUUAUUAGUUCUUUUAAGAGUUUUAUAUGGGUUUCAGCUGCAGGAUCUCCAUGAACACUUCCUGUCCUUUCUGACAUACGUGGACUCAAACCUGCAGCCUCAGGAUUAUGAGACUGUGUGACCAGAGAGCUUCAACAGCCUUCACUUCAAUUCUAACAAAUAAUAAGAUUUUCCAUCCAGUCAACUCAGCUUUGCUGUAAAUAUUUAUCAGUGUAGUGAGCUGUGCAGAGGAAGAACUCAGUCUGCUGAGGGGCAGGGCCGGCCCGUGGCAUAGGCAGUAUGGGCAAAUGCUGAGGGCACCGUCUAUCUAGGAGACACUACAUACGAGGAAAAAAAAUUGUAAUUUUUUUUAUCAGUGUGAAGGUGACCCAUCACAUCAAACCGAUGACUAAGUCCCAAAGUGGUAUGUGGAGAAAUAGGCACAUCUAACAGGUUGAAAUUCUGAUAUUUUCCCUGUUAGCUAGCAAAGCUUUUGUUUCUUUCCAGUAGAGCUGGGCGGUAUGACCCAAAUUUUAUAUCAUGGUAUUUUCAACAACUG
Messenger RNA from Austrofundulus limnaeus, 2059 nucleotides. It is a transcript of the gene dusp26, whose product is annotated as dual specificity phosphatase 26. The record is from RefSeq and is a predicted model, not a curated record. Gene Ontology annotation, biological process: protein dephosphorylation; negative regulation of MAPK cascade. Gene Ontology annotation, molecular function: MAP kinase phosphatase activity; protein tyrosine/serine/threonine phosphatase activity. Bases 254 to 862 code for a protein of 202 amino acids. Gene Ontology annotation, cellular component: cytoplasm. NCBI's taxonomy places the organism in Eukaryota, Metazoa, Chordata, Actinopteri, Cyprinodontiformes, Rivulidae. The transcript has 4 exons.